AGUAGUGAAUGACUAAUCCUUCCUCUGUCCCCCAUACAACAUCUGUAAGGUCCCUCAGUCUAGUAGUGAAUGUAAUUGUUACGCUAUUUAGAAGGAGCUCUUAUCUUUUAUGUUAUCUGUUUAAGUGAAUUAAUAUGAAUUUGCCUUAAAUGUUUAUGCAGAUGUACAGUAUUUACAUUUUUUCACUGCACUAAUCAAUCAACGCGUUCUUAUCUUUGUACGUUUCCAUAUAAUAUCACACUUCAAUUAAAUAAAUAAAUAAACGUUUCGUCUUGUAAAUAUUUUCCUCAACUGCGUUUACCCACUCCAGUCAACAGGUGGCGAUGUGAGUCUCAGGUGAUGCUGUCAGAGUGUGACGUAUAAUCUAGUGGACAGGACGACGCCUCUUCAACAAUAACAAGUAUAGUCAGCCAGCUUCGUAGCCGAAAAAGGCAAAAACAUUAAAUCUCUUUAGUCUGUUGUGGUAUAUAUUAUUUCGUGUGUUUUAAAUAUACUUCUGUCGUAUCUAUUUACGUUGUUUGUUGGGUAGCUGGCUUGCUAAGUUAGCAGUAGCACUAGGCUGUUUGCUAAUGCUAACUAUCUAGCUAGUUAACAUCCCCGACCAUGAACUCACUAAACUACUACCCCGGUGUUAAAGAAGAGGAGGUCUGCUGGACGGAGAAAGAGGGUCUCGUGAAAGAGGAGAAGGAAGAGGAGGCUGUAACAGUAAAAAAAGAAGUAGAGGGUGAGGCUGUUACAGUGAAAGAGGUUACAGUGAAAGAGGAAGUUAUAGUGACAGAACAGCAAGAAGUUACAGUGAAAGAGGAAGUUAUAGUGGAAGAGUUUACAGUGAAAGAAGAAGCUUUCAGCGUGAAAGAGGAGGAUGCUGUUUAUGGAGUGGAGGAGGAGGAGGGGGAGAUUACUGUGACGUUGAAAGAGGAGGAGGAGGAGGAAGAGGAUACGGGAGAUCUGAUUAAUACUAGAGAGAGAUCAGACUCUCACUCUGACGGCAGCAAGAGUCCCUCAGAGGAACCAGACACAGAGACGCCCAAACCAGCGAGACGACGCCACUCCUUCAACUGUGGAAAGAGUUUUACUAAGUUACAGAACCUAAAAAAGCAUGAGAGGACACACACAGGAGAAGAGCCUUUCCAAUGUUCCCAAUGUGGAAAGAAUUUUAUUCAGUUAGCGAGCCUGAAAAGACAUGAGAAAAUACACACAGGAGAGAAGCCUUACCACUGUUCCCAAUGUGGAAAAAGUUUUAGGUUGUUAGGUAGCCUUAAGGAGCAUGAGAGAAUACACACAGGAGAGAAGCCUUUCCAAUGCUCUCACUGUGAAAAGCGUUUUACCCAGUUAGGGAGCCUAAAAGAUCACGAGAGAAUACACACAGGGGAAAAACCUUUCCAAUGCUCCCAGUGUGGAAAGCGUUUUACCCAGUUAGGGAACCUAAAAGAUCAUGAGAAAAUACACACAGGACAGAAGCCUUUCCACUGCUCCCAGUGUGGAAAGAGUUUUACCUACUUAGCGCAUCUGAAAAACCAUGAGAAAGCACACACAGGAGAGAAGCCUCACCUCUGCUCUCAGUGUGGAAAGAGUUUUACUCAGUUAGGGGACCUGAAUAGGCAUGAGAGAACACACACAGGAGAAAAGCCUUUCCAAUGUUCCCAGUGUGGAAAGAAUUUCACACGGUUAGGGAACCUAAAAGAGCAUGAGAGGACACACACACGGGAAAAGCCCUACCCAUGCUCCCUGUGUGGAAAGAGUUUUACCCAAGUAGGGUAUCUGAAAAAACAUGAGACAACACACACAGGAGAGAAGCCUCACCUCUGCUCCCAGUGUGGAAAAAGUUUUACCCAGUUAGGGGACCUGAAUAGGCAUGCGAGGACACACACAGGAGAAAAACCUUUCCAAUGUUCCCAGUGUGGAAAGAAUUUCACCCGGUUAGAGAAUCUAAAAGAGCAUGAGAGGACACACACACAAGAAAAGCCUUUCCAAUGUUCCCAGUGUGGAAAGAGUUUUACCCGAUCAGGGAACCUAAAAGAGCAUGAGAGGACACACACCCGGGAAAAGCCCUACCAAUGCUCCCUGUGUGGAAAGAGUUUUACCCACUUUGGGUAUCUGAAAAAACAUGGGAGGACACACACACAGGAGAGAAGCCUCACCUCUGCUUCCUGACUGGAAAGAGUUUAACUAAGUUAGGGGUCCUGAAUAGGCAUGACAGGACACACAGGAGAGGAUAAGACUUUUCACUGCUCCCAGUUGGGAAAGACAUUUAACCGGUUAAGGCAUCUGAAUAAUCAUGAAAGAGGACAUACCACUGCUCUCAUUGUGCAAAGACAUUUUCCCGAUCAGGGGAAAACACACCAGAUAACUUUUCUUGCCCAGAGAGAGAUUUUUUUAAAUUUGCAAGUAGACAAAUAAUGCUGGCGACUAUAUAAAUAUUUACACAAAAAAAUAAAUGAAACAUGGCGUUGAUCAAUACCAAACUGAACUGACUCAAGAGAAAACAGGAGAGAAUUGAGGAGCUGUGUUCUGUCUGAUGUUUUUGACUAAGAACUUGUGGUUUUGUUUAUGUCACAUGAAAUCAAAUUGUUUAUAUAGAUGAUUCUCCGUAAACCAAUUUUAAAACAGUUUCUGUAGAUAAUGGAGUUACAAAACCAUGAAGCAUCUGUAAAAACCAACUCAUUCUGAGGACUAAGUUUAGUAGUUACAAAACCAACUGUCAUUCUGAGGACUAAGUUUAGUAGUUACAAAACCAACUGUCAUUCUGAGGACUAAGUUUAGUAGUUACAAAAC
Oncorhynchus mykiss (rainbow trout) is the source of this 2775-nucleotide messenger RNA. Lineage: Eukaryota; Metazoa; Chordata; Actinopteri; Salmoniformes; Salmonidae. The record is from RefSeq and is a predicted model, not a curated record.